Protopterus annectens (West African lungfish) is the source of this 3804-nucleotide messenger RNA. RefSeq names its product proline rich 11 (gene PRR11). The record is from RefSeq and is a predicted model, not a curated record. The transcript is spliced from 11 exons. Gene Ontology annotation, cellular component: nucleus; cytoplasm. Bases 103 to 1374 code for a protein of 423 amino acids. Lineage: Eukaryota; Metazoa; Chordata; Ceratodontiformes; Protopteridae.
UGUUUUAACUUUGAAAAACAUUCUUCCUGCCCUCUCACUUGGAUACGUUAUUAUUCGACUGACUUCCACCUUGAAGAAAAGUACACUUGUUUACUUGCAACUAUGACAAAGUUUAAGCACCGUGGCAGAAGACUAAGGGUAAAGAGAAGCCGUUGGGCACAGAAGAAAAAGCCUGCUGUUAAGCCUCAAUUACCUGCUCAGAAAGCUGCUCGUAGUUUGAAUAUACCAGCUACUUCAGAAGAAGCACCAGACUCAUCUGAAACCCUUUGUCCUACCAAUCCACAGUUAACUGCUCUAGUCCUAAGACGUGCAUUUACGGUUGCUGUACCUACUGUAAAGCAAGCAAUUAAACAUUUUGCGAGGAUGGUCUUCACUUUGUUUUGGCGGUGGCAGAACGUCAUGGUACAGGGCUUGUGGUUUGUAACUAAUGCAGCAUUUCCUUCUCGAAUCUACCUACGGGAGCUGGUUAUAGUCAGACAGUUGGUGGAGAGACAGAAGUCUGACAUAUCUGAAUUACAGGGUACUGUGCAACAACUACAAAUGAACAUGUCAAAGCUGCAAGAGAGUAAACAGGUAGACACACUGGUUUUGGCAGCACCAGAAACCGUGGACUGUCGAGUAUGUUGUCAUUCCAUCUGCAGGGCUACCGUGUGUCCUGGUAUGUCUGUCCAGCAAAGUGAGAGGCUCCCGGAACAACCCUUGGCUCCCCCUGUUGUAAUGCUUCCACCACCACCACCACCACCACCACCACCUCCUCCUCCUCCUCUUCCUCCUCCUCCAGUGCCUGUUAUAAGACCAUUACAGCUGCUGAAGAAAUCCCAGAGUGCCAAACAGAUAUCAGACCCUCCAAAAUUGGAAGGACCUUUGACUAUUACACUUAAAGAUUUGCAUAACGUGAGACUGAGAAAAACAAGCAGUUUCACAGACACAAAAAUGAUUUCAGCCCCUUCAAGAUUAGAAGGACCUUUGACUGUUACUCUUAAAGAUUUACAUGAUGUAAGACUGAGGAAAACUAGUAGUUUCACAGAAACAAAAAUGGUGGUAUCACCAGAGAAGAAACGUGCUCCACUUAUCAGCGUUUUGGACUUGCAAAGUGUUAAUUUGAGAUCAAAGGUCAAUCUGGAACAAAAAUCUGAAAAUACCCUAACCAGAACAAGUCCCAGAAAUGGAUCAUUUGAUUUACGAAAGCGUUUAAAAAAGUUGAACAUAGAAAGGAGUCCUGGUGGAACCCCAUUGUAUGGCAAAGAAAACAAGGAAUCUGGAACAGGCUUAACACCAAUAAUGACUGAAGCAUUGAGACGUAAAUUUGAGAUGGCAAAUCCUAAGUCUCCUUCCUCAACUCCACUACCCCAUGAAAGUCGAAGUUUCGAUUAAAUAAAUUAAAUGCAUAUACUAUACGCUGGUGAAGCUGCAAUACACUGCAUGGGGUGCAAGCUGGAAAUUUUUCAUGCCUUAGAUGCACCUCUGAUGAAUUUCAGGACCAAAGCUCUGGAAAAAUGUCACAAGAAGAUAUAAACGUGCAAGUUUAUACACCUCUUUGCGCUUCAUUUUUGUAAUAAAACUGUUACUUCUAAAACAAGUCCAAGCUGUUCUGUUGUGUACAAAGUCUGUACCUUCUCAUCUCAUUGUGGUUCCAUCAGACUGUAGUGACAGCCUGUCAGAAGUUCAUGCAGUAGUGCUUCCCUAAGAGAAGGAAAGCAAAAGUAACAGAGAAGAGAGAAGGACAGAUAAAUGCAGAAGUUUAAAAACAGGAUGCAAAGGUAAAUGGAAAAACUGCUGUGGAAAAUUACUGUUUGCCACAGGAUGAUCAUUGCUGGAUUUGCAACAAGAGGAUCAUUGCUGGACAGCUGGGAAGUAUUGCUGUGGCUAUUUUUGAAAUGAAUACGGAAUACAGCUAUCAUAUAUAACAAGAUUGCUAUAAGAGAAAAUUGACAAUGGCUUUAAAAUAGAAAAGAAAAAUGGUUUGCCAUUGAUGCUGUAUUAGUAUAAUUUUUCUCCAUGCAACUGCUUCCAUUCCUCAUUAUUGCAUACAUUUUCCUUGACUGCUUAAAAAUCACUUGUAGUGAUGCCUGUCUAAAAGAGAGCAUUUUUUUCCUUACAGAGAACAAUUAGCUUUUCGUGCAGAAUGUGUCUGUGGAGUGAUUCACUCCAAGUGGAUGAUGGUUUCUAAUAUCUGGCAGUCCUGCCAGAAAAUAAUUAAAGGGAACCUGAUGAAGGAUAUGACAAGUGAUUUUUUUUAUAUCUUUUUUGUCUAUUAUUACCAUCUAUUUUAAGUAAUGGACUUGUGUUUUAUCUGGGAGACAAAAUAUUAAUCUUCUUUUAAAGUACCUUUAAACAAUUUAUGAUGGGUGGGACUGAUUACAGCUUAGAAUUUUAAUUUAUAUAUUUUUUUAAUUAAAAACAAUACUUAAUAUUUGAAAGAAAAUUGCAAUUGUUUACAUUGCCAACAGUGAGAUGUGGCGUCGUGCUUCAAAACUUACUGCACUUUUACAUAAUUUAUACAGCUAAACCAGCGUUAAUUGUAGAGUGCCAAAACAGACAAAUGCUGAUGUGCACAGAAAAGUUAUAGAAUGGUAGUCAUUGUAAAGCACACAGCAUGUGUCUGAUAGUUUACAAGAACUUCUCUGUUUGUGUCAGCUUGGGAUGUAGACAUGUUUAUGCCAACUAGAACUUUGCACCUUAAGUUAUACUACAAGACUUUUUUUUUUUUAUAUAUUUCCUUCCCUAUGUAGCUUGCUGCUUUGCAUUACUGUGUCUAACUGUGCUGAAAAGCAUUGUGUUUUACUAAUGGUAAAAUGCAGGGCAAUAUAAUGUUAAGCAGUUAUUAGAUGGGAAGAUAGUAUACUUGAAACUUUUUUUCGUGUUAUGUCUUUUAAUAACAACUCUAUACCUGGUAGUGGCCUUUGUUUGCUUAGUUUCCUCAUAUCCUUGUCUCUUUUCUCCUCUUAACUAAUUUAUAUUAUUUUAACCCUUCAAAGGCCUUGCCUGAUGGCUACGUUAGGGUCUAGGGAGCAAGGCAUUCCCAGGCUGUGUAAGAGCUCUGCAGUCUAUUUCUUCCCACUCAGCAAACCCAGUCAGCCCUUCUGCUCCCUGACAAGAGUUGUUGAUAGGAAGAUGGCCCACACUCUCCUGACUGGGAACACCUUCCUCCCACUGGUGGCUCCUCCAAGCCUGCUGCUACUGCUGUCCCAGAGGGUAAAUGUGCCUCCACACACCAGAUUCCCAUCAGCUUUACUUAUGCUAAUCACAAUGACAGCAGAGGUUUGAUUGUCUCAAUCCUGGUAGGUGUCCUCAUUGUGGUGAGCCAGAGCCCUCACUCCCAUCCUCCCCCAGCUCACUCUUACCGGCAUGUGAGCCACUACUUGGAAUGGGAUUACCUACAGCAUAGUAAGGGCUUUAUCUCUGUCUUGUCACUGAGCUGGCUUACCUUGUUUCCUUUCUGGUAUUCACAAAAGUAUGUCACAAACCCCUGCAUCCUAUGAAAAGAAAAAUGGAAUCUGUGGCUUUAACAACUUUUGACCAGUAGCCAUCUGCAGGUAUAGGGAGUUAGAGACACUUCGUCACAACAGUGGUCCAUCUUUGUAUAAUGUGUGCAUUUCUUUUGAAAAACAGAUGUUUACACAGGGUGUCAAGGCAGUGAAUGUUAGUAUCUGUUUCAUAUUUAAGUUAUGUACCAUAGUUUUUCUGUAGAGGAUGGUUUUCAAGCUCUGCUUCAUGUUUUGUAGCAUUUUUUUAGACUGUUACGUAUUUUUACACAUUGCUUAAGCUAGAUUUAAAAAUAUGCAAUAAACUUUGGAAUCUGUU